Molecule: messenger RNA, 698 nt
Organism: Musa acuminata subsp. malaccensis (wild Malaysian banana)
Lineage: Eukaryota; Viridiplantae; Streptophyta; Magnoliopsida; Zingiberales; Musaceae
Source: RefSeq, a predicted model, not a curated record
GGGGGAGAGAAGGAGAGAGCGAGGGAGAGAGAGAGUCGUAAUGGCAAGCGAGAGGCUGAGGGAAACCAUAAGCCUGGGGAAGCGGAGGCCGGUAGAAGCGGGUAGCAGAGAAGAGGAUGAAGCGGGGGUGGUGGAGAACGAGGAGGAAGAUGAGAAUAGGGAUAUCCAAGAGCUGGAGCGCGAGGUGAGCGAGAUGGGCAGCAGGAUCCUCGACGCUCGGCGGAGCAUCCCCGACCGGCUUCUCGAAGCCCUCUCCUCCCGCCUCCUUACUCAGAGGCCGGUCCUUCCUCCACAAGCCCUAAUCGGCGCUGAUGCCGGCACCACCGGAGAACUACAAGCCCCAUCUUCUGAAUCCAAUGGGGGAAACAUGCUUGCUAACGUUGAUCAAAGAUUGCUCGAGAAAUUGCUUGUUCUCAGAGCCAAAACCGAAAGCAACAUUUCUGCAGUCCCAGUAAUUCUGAAGAGAAUAAAUGACUGCAUUGUGAAGAUUGAAGAACUGGAGAAGUGCCAUGUAAACGUACAUCCUGUUUUUAAUAGAAAAUGAACAUUGUGAGGGUUUAGAUUCUCGUGUGUUGAAAACUCCAUGAUGUGGAUUUAGUGUGGCUGUGUCUCGACAGUUAGUACUACCUUGUUUACUGAUGCAAAAUAUUUCUGUUCUUUGGUAAUUUGUUUACGAAGAAUGUAACCAUGAGCCAAUG